Molecule: messenger RNA, 3515 nt
Organism: Limanda limanda (common dab)
Lineage: Eukaryota; Metazoa; Chordata; Actinopteri; Pleuronectiformes; Pleuronectidae
Gene: numb
Product: NUMB endocytic adaptor protein
Exons: 11
Coding region: 135-2120 (661 amino acids)
Molecular function (GO): cadherin binding
Source: RefSeq, a predicted model, not a curated record
CUGAAGCGAUUGGACUGCGAGCGGCUCUGCGCUUUCUGUGGAGUUUGAAUUGUCCCGGCCCGGCACGGCACGGCUCGAGAACCCGCAGGUGACGGCUUCAUCGGGGCGUCUUCCGCGCGAAAGGGAGCUCAGCAAUGAAUAAGCUACGGCAGAGCUUCCGGCGGAAGAAAGACAUCUACGUGCCGGAGUCGAGUCGGCCGCACCAGUGGCAGACAGAUGAGGAGGCGGUCCGCACCGGCAAAUGCAGCUUUGCAGUCAAGUACCUGGGACAUGUGGAAGUGGAGGAGUCCAGGGGGAUGCACAUAUGCGAGGAUGCAGUGAAGCGGCUGAAGACGGACAGGAAAUUCUUCAAAGGAUUCUUUGCAAAAGCCGGGAAGAAGCCGACGCGGGCCGUGUUGUGGGUGUCGGCAGAUGGUCUUCGCGUUGUAGACGACAAAACAAAGGACCUGAUCUUAGACCAGACAAUAGAGAAGGUGUCGUUCUGCGCUCCGGACCGGAACUUCGAGAGGGCGUUUUCCUACAUCUGCAGGGACGGCACCACGCGGCGCUGGAUCUGCCAUUGUUUCAUGGCCGUCAGAGACUCGGGAGAGCGCCUCAGUCACGCUGUGGGUUGUGCGUUCGCCGCCUGUCUGGAGCGGAAACAGAAACGGGAGAAGGAGUGCGGGGUCACGGCGACCUUUGACGCCAACAGAACCACCUUCACCCGCGAGGGCUCGUUUCGUGUUACCACAGCAACGGAGGCGGCCGAGCGGGAGGAAGUGAUGCGGCAGCUACAGGAUGCUAAAAAAGCAGAGACGGAGGUGACGGUUUCUGGGAACUCGGUGACAAACUCCUCCUCCGCCCAACAGGGAGGAGGUUCCCCCUCUCCCUCGUCCUCCCCCCCUCUCUCUAUGCCCGGGCUGGGAGCUCAGGCGAUCCCACGCAGACACGCCCCAGCUGAGGCUCUGGCCAGGCAGGGCUCCUUCAGAGGCUUCCCCGUCCUCAGUCAGAAGACGUCUCCCUUCAAAAGACAGAUGUCGCUGCGGAUGAACGAGCUGCCCUCCACCAUGCAGCGGAAGUCCGACUUCCCCAUGAAGAAUACAGUUGCUGAGGUGGAAGGUGAGAGCGACAGCAUCAGUUCGCUGUGUACUCAGAUCACGUCAGCGUUCAGCGGACCCCCGGAGGACCCCUUCUCCUCGGCACCAAUGCCCAAGCCAGCCUCAUCCCCCCAGUCUCCUGUAGCUCCAGUGAUCAGCACAGCUCCUGCCUUCUCUGUUGCCGCUGCUACCGCUAACCCCCCAGUUCUGCCCCCCGCCCUGCCUGCCCGAGAAACUAACCCCUGGGCCAAGACCCCAGCAGGGGCCCCGGCCUCAGCUCAGCCAGGAGGUGACUGGUCGUCGCCUCCUCCGGUGAUAGUGGAGCCCCCCCCAUGCUCCCCGGUCCUCCCGUCUCACAGGCGCACGCCAUCAGAAGCCGACCGCUGGUUGGACGAAGUCACCAAGUCCGUCCGACCUCCGCUGCCCAAUCCCAUCAUGGCGCCUCCCACGCAGGCGUUCCCCCCCCCUGUGCAGAUCCCUGUGGCGUCUGCUCCUUCUGUUCCCUACAUGACCUCACUGCCCCCCCCCGUCGUGCCCGUUCUGCCCCCCCGCCAGCUGGCCUUCCAUGGUCAGGCUCCGCCCACCUACCCCAUGUCCAACGGGCUGCCGUUCCCUCAGGCCGGCGCGCCCGUGGUCGGCAUCACUCCGUCGCAGAUGGUGGCCAACGUGUUCGGCUCAGCCACGCAACCCCAGCCGUUCCCCGUGGCCGCCUCCACGCCCCCCCAGCAUCACACCCCCCAGCACCACAUCCAGCACGUGGGCCACAUCAGCCCCUUCAUCAAACCCCCCCCGCCCGCCGCCAUGAACCCUGUACACCUCCAGCCAUCCAAUGGUAGUGUGACCUUUAACGGGUCAGACAGCUGGGCCUCUCCCUCCCAGCUCGCUCCGUGCUCCCUCGCCACCGAGCCGCCCCCCCAGCCGCAGGAGGACGUCUUCGAGGCCCAGUGGGCGGCGCUGGAGGGCCGCUCCCGCCAGCGCACCACGCCCUCGCCGACGAACCCCUUCUCCACCGAGCUGCACAAGACCUUUGAGAUUCAACUCUGAAGAUUGUGCUCGAGAUGAGAGAGUAAAGGACAAUGAGCACAGGUGGGCGAGCGACAACAGAAGAGAGAGGGAGGAGUCUCUCGGCCUCAUCUCGGCUCUUCAGCGGACGAUCUCAGCCGGGCUGAAGAGAACCGGCCGAAACCGGAGAGCAGCGGGUGAACCACCAGGGAGCAGGACUCUGCACAGCUGCUCCCCAGGCUUCUCAUUAGCAUCGUCUGUCAUGUCUUGUUUGUGCUGUGGAGCUCCGGGUCGUCAUCACCCUGUGGAAUCACUGUGCAGAGCCACACCCAGCCCCCCGACCCCCCCGCCCGCCCAGGUGGGGCCGGCUCCCGUCCCCUGCCUUCCUUUGCUUGGUCCAGCUCCCAGCGCCCCCUGCUGGAAGGACGACGCCUCCAUCACCUGGCAGAGGAACUGCAGCACUGAGAGAACUCGGCUUCCAGACGAGAAGUUCUCAUGAUUAACUUUCCAAGCAGAAGAAUGGAGUGAGACAAUGCCAAAAUCUUUAUUUUUAUGCAUUAAGUAUAUUUUAAAUAGCUUUGGAAUCUAACAGAAGAGUUGUAAGUAAUCUUGCCAAAGGCACAGGCUAGCUACAAUGAGACAAGUUUAUGUUCGUGUAUACAAGAAAUGACCCUAUAUAUUAUACAUAAAAAUAUAUAUAUCUAUAAAGAAUCUAUACUGUACACAGCUCACAGCAGUGCUAAUUUUUAAUGUGAUGUAAAGAGAUUUUUGUGAAGGGACAGCUGCUUUACUGUUGUGUUUUACUGUUUUAUUUUUGAAGAAAAAAAAAUCUCUUUAUUGCCGUCUCCUGCAUCCUGUGAUUGGAUGUGAAGCAUCUCACUGUAAAUACGGUUUCAUUGCAGCAACAAUCAAUGUGGACCUGGCAGUGGUGGUGGUGCCCCCUGGUGGCCUCUCUCACCUGUACUUUUAAUAGUUCAGUACACAUCAGUACUUAACGUUUUCCUCCCUCUGCCCCCCCACCCCCGUCGUUCAUCUUGUGUGAUAACAAUCUUGCUUGUUUUUCUUUUCUUUUUUUUAUUUAACACACAUAGUAGGAUGUCUUCACUUUUUUUUUUUUAGUAGUUGAUUUCGGAAUUUUAAUUUUGCACAAGCACUAAAGUAGAUGAUUUGACCUCCCAGGUGACCUUGAUCCACAUGGUCUGGCCCCCCCCCCCCCCGACCUCCGUUAGCCUGCUGACGCUCAGCACAAAGCUGCAGCGAGAGAAGAUGAUUUUAUCUCUCACUGUCGGAUUUCUCUCUGUCCUGCUAUUUUUUUUAAUCAAACCUGUGAAUACGAUCUAUUCUCUGAUCUAUUUUUCCAUUUUGUAAUUAUUUCAUUACUUUAUUCCACUUCUUUGGAGAAAUACUGAAGCUAAAAGAUUGAAUAAAUUGAUGGUG